This is a messenger RNA of Diversispora eburnea, 387 nucleotides long. The record is from the annotation of a GenBank genome assembly. NCBI's taxonomy places the organism in Eukaryota, Fungi, Glomeromycota, Glomeromycetes, Diversisporales, Diversisporaceae.
AUGACAUUUUCAACUAAAAGUAUAUCUUUGAAAUCCCUUCUCAAUCAAUUAAACACGGAAUUUAUUGAAGAAUCAAAACAAUUGGUUCCAAAGGUUUCUGAUGAUUCCGAAUAUAAUGAAAAAAUUCUUAAUGAUGAAUUACAAUCUAAAGCAAAUGAAAUGCAAACAUUUAAAUUUAUGAGAGUAGCAAAACAAUUAGAAAUUUCAUUGUCAAAGAUAAUUCUUGAUGAAAGACAGUGUGAGAAAAUUUCUUUACAAAAGGAAAUCGACGAUUUACAACGUAAAAUAACGCAACAGAAAGAAGUUAUAGUGAAAUAUACUAGUUUGGUUAGGCAAUGGUCAAAAGAGUUUAGUGAAUUGGAAGAAGAGCAUAUGAUUUCUUUAUAA